CUCCCUUUGCGGUUCCUGCGGGCCCCGCUGCGGCGACACCCGGAGACCCCAAGCUGCGGCGCCCGGCAUGCCGUCUUCUGUGAAGGCGCUGGGUCAAGCCAGGCCCCCGGGUGCCAGUAUGGCCCCCCAGGCCCACUGCUGCUCCCCUGCAGCUGUGCAGAGGCGGCUGCCCAUCCUGGCUUGGCUGCCGGACUACUCCCUGCAGUGGCUGAAGAUGGACUUCAUCGCUGGACUCUCGGUUGGGCUCACAGUCAUUCCCCAGGCACUGGCCUAUGCUGAGGUGGCUGGACUCCCGCCCCAGUAUGGCCUCUACUCUGCCUUCACGGGAUGCUUCGUGUAUUUCUUCUUGGGCACCUCCCGGGAUGUGACGCUGGGCCCAACGGCCAUCAUGUCCCUCCUGGUCUCCUUCUACACUUUCCACGAGCCCGCCUAUGCUGUGCUGCUGGCCUUCCUGUCUGGCUGCAUCCAGUUAGCCAUGGGCUUCCUGCGCUUGGGCUUUCUGCUGGACUUCAUCUCCUGCCCUAUCAUCAAGGGUUUCACAUCCGCUGCCACCAUCACCAUCGGCUUCGGGCAGAUCAAGAACCUCCUGGGACUGCAAGAUAUCCCGAGACAGUUUCUCCUGCAAGUGUAUCAGACCUUCCGCAAGGUCGGAGAGACCAGGGUGGGCGAUGCCGUGCUGGGGCUGGUGUGCAUGGUGCUGCUGCUGGUGCUGAAGCUGAUGCGGGACCACGUACCCCCCGUGCACCCCGAGAUGCCCCCGGGCGUGCGGCUCAGCCACGGGCUGGUUUGGACUGCCACCACAGCCCGCAACGCCCUGGUCGUCUCCUUUGCUGCCCUGGUCGCAUACUCCUUCGAGGUGACCGGAUACCAGCCUUUCAUUCUAACGGGGAAGACCACCGAGGGGCUCCCUCCAGUCCGGAUUCCGCCCUUCUCAGUGACCACGGCCAAUGGGACAGUUUCCUUCACCGAGAUGGUACAGGACAUGGGUGUUGGGCUGGCCGUGGUGCCCCUGGUGGGUCUCCUGGAGAGCAUCGCGGUGGCCAAGUCCUUCGCUUCUCAAAAUAAUUACCGCAUCGAUGCCAACCAGGAGCUGCUGGCCAUUGGCCUGACCAACGUGCUGGGCUCCCUCGUCUCUUCCUACCCGGUCACAGGCAGCUUUGGACGGACGGCUGUGAACGCCCAGUCGGGGGUGUGCACCCCAGCGGGGGGCCUGGUGACAGGAGUUCUGGUGCUGCUGUCGCUGGACUACCUGACCUCGCUGUUCUGCUACAUCCCCAAGUCGGCGCUGGCUGCCGUCAUCAUCACGGCGGUGGCUCCGCUGUUCGACACCAGGAUCUUCGGGACGCUCUGGCGCGUGAAGAGGCUGGACUUGCUGCCCCUCUGCCUGACGUUCCUGCUCUGCUUCUGGGAGGUCCAGUACGGCAUCCUGGCCGGGACCCUGGUGUCUGUGCUGAUUCUCCUGCACUCCGUGGCCAGACCCAAGAUGCAGGUGUCAGAGGGGCCGGUGCUGGUCCUGCAGCCAGCCAGCGGUCUGCACUUCCCCGCGGUGGAGGCCCUCCGGGAGGCCUUCCUCACCCGGGCCCUGGAAGCAUCCCCCCCGCGCUGCGCGGUUCUGGAGUGUACGCAUAUCUGCAGCAUCGACUACACCGUGGUGCUGGGGCUCGAGGAGCUCGUGGGGGACUUCCACAGGCACGGCGUCUCCCUCGCCUUCGUCGGCCUGCAGGUUCCUGUCCUCCGUGUCCUGCUGUCCGCUGACCUGAAGGGUGUCCAGUACUUCUCCACCCUGGAAGAGGCAGAGAAAUACUUGAGGCAAGAACCAGGGACCCAGCCCUACAACGUCAGCGAAGACUCCGUUCCGGAGCACAAGAUCGCCCUGCUGAAGGCCUGAUGGGGGCGCUGAUGGGCGUCUGAUGCCUGGGGAGUCUUGCGGAAGGUUCUGGACGCUGUGAUGCCAAAUGCUGCCCUAUAAACGCCUUGGCCCGAGGGCUCUGAGCUGGUGACCCCCGAAGGAGGAAGGAAGCCAUGCAUGCAUCGAGAUCCACAGGUGGGACUCUUUGGCUUUCUUUGGGGUGAUUGAAAAAUCACCUCCCUUCUGUUCCCUGUGCGGGAAUCUUUUUCUGAAGAACAGUUUGGAGAGAGCCUUCUAGAACGACAGACCUAUGAGAAGAAAGGGGCAGGAUUUCCAGCUGGCCCAGGGGAAGGGCCCUCACAGCCCAGCACCUUCCUGGCUACAGGGGGCGGUGGGGUUGGGCAGCUCCGAGGCGGGUUCCAGUCUGGGUGGCGGCGUCUGUCCUGCUGUGGGGAAGGAAACCGAGAUGUGCGAAAUGACUUAACGUGUCUGUGAAAGAUAAUUUUGUCGUCAGUGUCUUUUAAAUUAAAAAAGCAAGAGCUUUGGUGUUUUUGUAAAAACCGUAAAUGCUUAUUGUAAAACGUACAGGAAAUCCUCUUUUCCAUCCACUUGGGUGGCAGUCCAGGCCCCCUCCCCCCCACCCCGUCUGUACGUCAGCAUGUGGGGGUGUGUCCCCAGCUGCGUGUGGAUGGGGUCAUUGCAUACAUGGUGCUCUGUGACCCACGCUUUCAUGCAGUCCUUGCUGUGAAUGACUCAUUGUGAUAAUAA
Molecule: messenger RNA, 2617 nt
Organism: Neomonachus schauinslandi (Hawaiian monk seal)
Lineage: Eukaryota; Metazoa; Chordata; Mammalia; Carnivora; Phocidae
Gene: SLC26A11
Product: solute carrier family 26 member 11
Exons: 17
Coding region: 68-1888 (606 amino acids)
Biological process (GO): transmembrane transport
Cellular component (GO): membrane
Molecular function (GO): secondary active sulfate transmembrane transporter activity
Source: RefSeq, a predicted model, not a curated record